Molecule: messenger RNA, 366 nt
Organism: Cryptococcus wingfieldii CBS 7118
Lineage: Eukaryota; Fungi; Basidiomycota; Tremellomycetes; Tremellales; Cryptococcaceae
Exons: 2
Coding region: 1-366 (121 amino acids)
Cellular component (GO): mitochondrial intermembrane space
Source: RefSeq, a predicted model, not a curated record
AUGCCGUAUCUUCCGUUCGGCACCCCCUCAGCAUACACUGACUCGUUCCCUGCCCCGUCCCCGAAGCAUGUCACCGUCACUGCCGACACCUGCUUCAAUCUCACUGUUUUCAGAGAUAUCGUGCGGCAGUACCGCAAGCUGGACGACCAGAUCAUCAUCCGCUUGAACAGGGCGCAGGCUGAGCUCAGAGAUCAGUCACGGACGUCAGGCUCUUCUUGGAUUCCUGCCAAAUCCAUGGACGGCGCCGAAGGGAUGUGUGUCAAGCUUUGGGCAGAGAUGAUGGGUCAGCCAAUAGCCCCCCUCAAGCUUGAGACGUUCCCUGACAUGAUGAAACAGAGGGGUGGGUUCACCGACGGACUCUUCUGA